This is a messenger RNA of Polyodon spathula (Mississippi paddlefish), 2575 nucleotides long. Its product is annotated as glucagon-like peptide 2 receptor. The transcript has 13 exons. Gene Ontology annotation, molecular function: glucagon receptor activity; peptide hormone binding. Gene Ontology annotation, cellular component: plasma membrane. NCBI's taxonomy places the organism in Eukaryota, Metazoa, Chordata, Actinopteri, Acipenseriformes, Polyodontidae. Gene Ontology annotation, biological process: cell surface receptor signaling pathway; adenylate cyclase-modulating G protein-coupled receptor signaling pathway. Bases 160 to 1617 code for a protein of 485 amino acids. The record is from RefSeq and is a predicted model, not a curated record.
UUUGCUUGAGGAGUUGUCUGUUGCUGAACCUGUCUAAUUAGUGUGCCAUAGUCACCUUUGCUUUUGUUGGUGGGCUGGCAUCCAAUUGAAGGCUGUUUUAUAAGAAUAUCACAAUCAACCCUGGUCCUAGUGCUGACACUAUUGAACAGCAAACAGGCCAUGGGGUCUCUACUGGAUGAUACGGUAAGGCAGUGGUCGGACUAUAAGGCAAACUGUACGAAGACAUUAACACCCAAAAAUGUUAGCAGAUCUGCAGUGUACUGCAGCGCAUCAUUUGACCAGUUUGCCUGCUGGCCCGAAUCCCCUCCUGGAAACGUGUCAGUGCCUUGCCCUCUUUACCUGCCCUGGAUAAAGGAAGUGGGUGCUGGUUAUGUGUACAGAUACUGCACUGAUAAUGGGACCUGGCUUACUGUUAAAAACUCAACAGACGUCUGGAGGGAUCACUCUGAAUGCUCCGAACACAACCAUCCCUUCAAACAGGAAGAUGAGCAUGUACCAGUACUUCUUUCAGUUCUCCAGUUUGUCUAUACCAUAGGAUACUCCCUGUCACUCUCCUCACUCUUGCUGGCUGUUCUCAUUUUACUAUUGCUGAGGAAACUUCAUUGCACCAGAAACUACAUCCACAUGAAUUUGUUUGCUUCCUUUAUAUUUCGCGCUGUGUCAGUUCUUGUCAAAGACAUCAUUCUUCACAUCACAUACGCUAAGAGACCCACAGAUGAAACAGGAUGGAUAUUCUAUUUUAAUUCAGAGAUUUCUAUAGCCUGCAGAGUCACGCAAGUUUCCAUGCACUAUUUUGUUGGAGCCAAUAUCUUCUGGCUACUAGUUGAAGGAAUCUACCUCCAUACUUUACUUUUUAGUGCUGUUCUAUCUGAAAGAAAAUUGUUAAGGAAAUAUAUGUUCUAUACUUCUGUACUUCCAGUCCUGUUCGUUGUUCCGUGGACAGUGACAAAAGCUAUGUAUGAAAAUAAAGGGUGUUGGGGUACAAACAUAAACAUGGCGUAUUGGUGGAUUAUCAGAGGACCAAUGAUAUUUUGCAUUACAGUCAAUUUCUACAUUUUUUUAAAAAUACUGAAAUUGUUGCUCUCAAAGCUGAAAGCAGAGAAAAUGCAAUGUAACUAUUACAAAUCCAGAUUAGCAAGAGCCACCUUGGUCUUAAUUCCGUUGUUGGGGAUCCACGAGUUUGUUUUUGCUUUUGUUACUGAUGAGCAGGUGGAAGGCAAGUCACGGUACAUCAGACUCUUCAUCCAGUUAACUAUAAGUUCCUUCCAGGGUUUCCUGGUAGCUUUGUUGUACUGCUUUGCCAAUGGAGAGGUGCAAGCAGAACUUAAAAAGAGAUGGAAAUUGUUUCUGUUCGCCAAUUACUUUGAACAUGCUGCUGACUGUAUACUAGGGAAGUAUUUCAAGUACCUUGGGAAAUACUCCAAAAGGCGUCCGAGUCAUUAUUUCCACAAAAAUGAGUUUUACAGAGAUGGGAAGAGGUCUUCAAGUGUGCAGUUCCUGCAGGUGACACUUAGACUGAACACUGUGGAGUAUUUCACAAGAGGAAGUGUGUCCAGCUCUGAAGUAGGAACUCUGGGUGAAACACUCGAAGAAAUACUCGAAGAAAGUAAGAUUUAAGCAGGACCCAGUGGCAGGCAGGCACUUCGAAAACCAUUGUAAAUAUAAUGAUAAUCUACCAUUAAACAAUGAACCUGUGUACAUAUUUAUAAUAACUUUGUAAUAUCAUAUUGAACUUAAUUAUUACAGCUCUCUGUGUGUCUCAAGAAAUAUACUGUAUAUCUGUGCACAAUAGUGUGUCUCAAGAAAUAUACUGUAUAUCUGUGCACAAUAGGACAUUAUAAACAUGUUUUUGAGAAAUACAAAACAGAUCCAGUACUAUUUUUGUAUGGAAAAUAAAUAAAUAAAUAAAUAAGGGCACUAUUUUUUUCAUAUUUGUUUACUACAUGUGCAAGAUACACAUUUAGUAAAUAUAAUAGUUAAGAAAGAGUCUUCACUUAACUGUUGCCAUAGUGAAUUCACCAUACCCAUACAUACUUGCCAACAUUUGAAUUUGUUCAGCGGGACACCAGCGUGGGGGGGAGGGGGGGUCAGCAUACGCAUAAAAACACACAUACACGCAAACUCAUUUCCAUGAUAAAAUAAACAGAACUUUUGCAUGGUUGUUAUUAACUGUACGAUGCAGAAUAAUUUCAUAUCUUGUACCCCCGUCACUGUUAAACACACACUUUCUUUUAUUUGUUGCUUUGAUAGAAGUCAUUUUCAUUUGCUGGACCCGGCAAGCUGAAUUAAUUUAAAUUCAGUUAUUUAUAUAGCAUUUUCUUGAAAUAAUAUUAAUGCAAUUCAGAAUAUCUGUUUUUCUGGCUUAUUUUUUGUUCCUGUUUCGUGCUAGUUUUUAAACAUGUUCCCGUAUCUAAUACUAUUUCGUGAAGGAAAAUGUUUAAUUUUUUCGUUUUUGCCCUUUUUUUUGUUUUAAUAUAUAUCUCAGAAAUGUGAUCAAUGAAUGCUGUACAAAAAUGAUGGGUGUAGCUAACUCCAGUCCUUCGUGUUCUAUUGACUCCCCCCUGGUCACUUUUAA